Papilio xuthus (Asian swallowtail) is the source of this 911-nucleotide messenger RNA. RefSeq lists its product as uncharacterized. NCBI's taxonomy places the organism in Eukaryota, Metazoa, Arthropoda, Insecta, Lepidoptera, Papilionidae. The record is from RefSeq and is a predicted model, not a curated record. The transcript has 5 exons. The coding region runs from base 108 to 887 and encodes 259 amino acids.
AUAACCUGAUAUCCUAAGGGACCAAAUCGAUAUAAAUAGAAAAGGUACAAUUCAAAAGUUACAUUACCUAUUUUGGAUUCAUCGAGUAUACUACGUAAGAACUCAAAAUGUACAAAUCAGGGAUUUUAUUGUUAGCAAUCGUUUAUGCAACCUUAGCUGCUGAAAUCCCAGCACCUAAUAUGCUGGAGAAACUAUCAACUUUCAAACCUGUUGAUAUAUCAAUGGAAACACAGCAUGUUUUCAAAAAAGAUAUACAGUACGAAAAAGAGCAUCAUCCUGUAUACAGAGGUGAAGAUUACAAGAACGAAGGUAGAGCGAGGAUAGAGCCAGUAAGAUCUCAAGGACCGGUUGUGAAACAUGAUAUGUUAGCUGAUGACUCCGCCGUAGGUUCUACCGAUGUCAAUAGAGUGGACAAUUUACCUUUACCCGAAUACGGUUACGGACACCCACCAUCGGAAGUAGCAUAUCCUGAUAUUCCAUAUGCUCCUGGGUAUGGUUACGGCAAUGGUUACGAUGUAUAUGGGAAUAGUCUGAGCGAUUACCUGUUAGAGCCUGAUACGUCAACCUUUGGACUUCUUUGGAGCCAAGUGCCUGAUUCUAGAAUAAUUGUUCACUUGAUGGGCAGAACUAUCGGCUGGAUCUUGAACAGCGUCUUCGUUUUACUCAUUGGGUCUCUUAUCACCGUUGGAGUUUGUUCCUACACUAAUCUGUGCACAAUAACAUUUCAAGGAGUCGGUCCCAUACAUGAAGAAAUGAGGUCUUUCAUAACACCAGAACGCUUAGAGAAGAUCAGUACUGCUGCCAACUUUGUGAAGACGGCCAUAGACAAAUACCAAAAGAUACAGAAAGUUACAGACCAGGGUAUUAGAAAACGAAGUGUAUUGUAAAUUUAAAGAAUCAAAAUUUCAAUU